ACGGCCCUAAGCCCUAGCCAAGCGCCACACCCGCGCCGGCGCCGCCAUCCCCCUGCUGCUCUCCUCCGUUGGCGCCGCCCCCUCCCUCCUCCGUCGCCCCUCUCGGCCUAUCUGCCCGGAGUCCGCCCUCCAGCGUGCCGCGGCCAAGCUCCAAUCUCCACGCGGCAGACGUCGGCGGCGGCAGCUGCAGUUUCGAGCAUGGACGAGGAGGAUAGCAACGCGCCGAUCUUGCCCUGCAAGAGGAAGAACAAACCGCAAGGGAAAGGCAAGGAUGGCAAGAAGAACAAGACCAAGGAAGAUGCUAAGAUGAGCAAGAAGACUCAGCUUAAAAAGCCGCAGAAAUUGGAGGUUGGGACUCCUUCUGUUGAUAGCAACGUGCUGAUUUUGCCCUGCAAGAGGAAGGACAAAUCGCAAGGGAAAGGCAAGGAUGGCAAGAAGAACAAGACCAAGGAAGAUGCUAAGAUGAGCAAGACUCAGCUGAAAAAGCUGCAGAAAUUGGAGGAGGACAAACAAAAGAAGGCGCUGCAAGCUCAAAGCAUCGAGACUUUGCAGAAGCACAGGAUCGCUGAUGAGGCAUACUCGCUGCUGCACACUUCAGGGUCUAUUGGUCAAGCUGCGACUAUGAAAGAAAAACGUAGGCGUGCCAUGCAAUUAUCCAAGGCUGGUUUAGAUGUCCCUGAAGAACUUUCGCUAUUCAAGAAAAACUCUGAUCAGACAGGAGUUCCAGUUCCUGAAAACACUGAAGCUGCGCCGGAAGCUAGCCCGGUGAAGUUAGUUCAGGCCGCGAAACUCUAUCAUCCUGGUAGUGAACGUAAGAAUCAUGAGAGUGACGCAGUGAAGCCUAACAAUGGUGUUGGUGUGAGCAUUGUGAAUCAGAAAACUGAAGAGACUAAUGAUGAUGCUGACAUUUUGGCACAUCAGAGCAUUCCGAAACAACAAACUGAAAAGACUAAUGAUGAUGAUGACAUUUUGGUACAUCCGACAGUUCAUUCAUCUGUGCCAAGUUGCUCUGGUGUAGAGAUUGAUAUGCAGGAUAAAGAGCCACAACAAGGUGAAGCCGCUGUACAGGAGUGCUUCAAUUCUCCCAUUGUUGUGCAUGUGUCAAGACCACAUGAGGUUGAGAAGGCGAGGAGGGAUCUCCCAAUAAUAAUGAUGGAGCAGGAAAUAAUGGAAGCUAUCUAUGAAAAUUCAGUGGUAAUUCUGUGCGGAGAAACGGGCUGUGGUAAAACUACUCAGGUCCCUCAGUUCUUAUAUGAAGCCGGCUUUGGCACAAGCAAUCGAGCUGAUAGAAAAGGGAUGAUUGGUAUCACCCAGCCACGGCGUGUUGCUGUUCUUGCCACAUCCAAGAGGGUAUCUUAUGAGUUAGGACUUAAGCUAGGAAAGGAGGUUGGUUUUCAAGUUAGACAUGACAAAAAGGUGGGAAAUAAUUGCUCCAUCAAGUUCAUGACAGAUGGCAUUUUGCUACGAGAGGUCCAGAGUGACUUUCUGUUGAAGCACUAUUCGGUGAUCAUCUUGGAUGAGGCACAUGAAAGGAGUUUGAACACAGAUAUACUUAUUGGGAUGCUUUCUAGAGUUAUAAAGGCACGCAAGUUUGUGUACGCAGACCAACAGAAACAAAUACGCUCUGGGAUGAAGAUUGACCUGGCAGAUAUGGUUAGUCAGUUGAAAGUGGUCCUGAUGAGUGCUACCUUGCAAUUAAAAGACUUUAUUUCAAACAGAAGAUUGUUUGAUGUGAUUCCACCAGCUGUAGAGGUGCCUACACGACAAUUUCCAGUAACAGUUCACUUCGCAAAGAGGACACAUGACGAUUAUUUAGCGCAGGCUUAUAAGAAAGUUCUGUCGAUCCACAAGAGUCUACCACCAGGUGGAAUCCUUGUAUUUGUUACUGGACAACGAGAAGUGGAUUAUUUAUGUAAGAAAUUGCAAAGAGCAUCCAAGCGGCAAAUUGGUAAGAAGCCUGAAAUGGUUGGAGAUGAGAAUGGUUCAAGACCAGAAAUAGAAGAGAAGGAAAUUUUUGAAGCAUAUGAUAUUGAUAGAACUGAACCUGAGCACCAAGACGACAUAUUUUCCUCAUAUGGUGAAGAUGAAACGGAUGAUGAGCUAAAUGUCGCUUCUUCUGAUGCUGAAACAGAGAGUGAGAUGGAAACUGACAGUGAUGAGGAGGAUUCUGUUGCACAUGAAACCGCAGAAGAAGAUGGGCCAGUGUUAUCAUUUUUAAAAGGUGCUGAGAGUUCAUCUGUACUGAAGGCAUCCUUUAAAGCUAUAUCAGGACAACCAGAAACUGCUGAGGAAGCGAGCAAUGCUACAAUUGCAGAAAAGUCAGGUCCUUCUGCUUCGCGUGCUAGGCUCCGUGUUUUACCACUUUAUGCAAUGCUACCAGCUUCGCAGCAGCUUAGAGUAUUCCACGAUAUUCCUGAAGGGGAAAGAUUAGUUGUUGUGGCAACUAAUGUUGCAGAAACAUCUUUAACAAUUCCUGGCAUAACAUAUGUGGUCGAUACUGGAAAAGAAAAGGUUAAGAACUAUGACCAUGCUACUGGGAUGGCAAGUUAUGAAGUACAGUGGAUAAGCAAGGCAUCAGCAUCCCAACGUGCUGGGAGAGCUGGAAGAACUGGGCCUGGGCACUGUUACUAUAGAAUACUCAAGCUUGCAUGCCUGCAGGUCGACUCUAGAGGAUCCCCGGGUACCGAGCUCGAAUUCACUGAGCCGGAGAUCAAGAAAAUGCCAGUUGAAGGCAUUGUGCUUAUGCUCAAGUCUAUGAAUAUUGAUAAGGUUGAAAACUUUCCUUUCCCUACGCCUCCUAACAAGGAAAGUUUGGUUGAAGCUCAGCGUUGCUUGAAGAUAUUGGAAGCAGUUGACAACCAAGAAAAACUUACAUCAAUGGGAAAGGCUAUGGCGCAAUACCCAAUGAGCCCACGACAUUCUCGUCUUCUUUUGACAAUAAUUAAAAUGUUGAAGAGUCAGGAAGGAUGUGCUAGAUCUAACCUCAUAUUGGGAUAUGCAACUGCUGCUGCAUCAGCUUUAAGUUAUACCAAUCCUUUUCAAGUUCAGGGCAACACUGAUAGAGAAACAAAUGAAGAUGGCCCUGAUCCAGAACAUAAGGAUCGACAUGAAAGGAAGAGCCAGAAGAAGCUCAAAGCCAUGGCUCGAGAAGCACGGAAAGAUUUUUCCAUCCCUAGCAGUGAUGCUUUAACCAUUUCCCAUGCUUUACGGUCAUUUGAGUAUUCUAAAAGCCGAGUUGAGUUCUGCAGAGACUACUCGCUUCACCUGAAAACAAUGGAAGAGAUGUCAAAAUUGAGAAAGCAGCUUCUUCGAUUAAUAUUUAACUAUAGCAAAUUUUGUGAUGAAUUUGCUUGGAAUUUUGGAGGCUCUCAAGAUGUUGAACAGGCCUGGGGGAGUGAAACCAACAAAAAGCCAAUGCUGAAUGAAGAGGAAAUUCUGGGGCAAGGAAUAUGUGCUGGGUGGGCUGAUAGGGUUGCAAAGAAGAUAAACACUUUCUCUGGAUUGUCAAAAGAGGAUCGAAAGGUUCGAGCUGCACGUUAUCAAUCUUGCGCUCUCAAUGAUAUGAUAUAUCUAAACCGAUCAUCUUCUGUUGCCCAAAUUCCACCAGACUAUGUAGUUUACUCCGAACUACUAAAUACAAAGAGAUCAUACAUGUAUGGUGUGACCAGUGUAAAGCCAGGAUGGCUUUUGAAAUAUGCUAGUUCUCUCUGCACCUUCUCAGCACCGCUGGAGGAUCCAAAGCCCUACUAUGAGCCUCAGAAUGACCAGGUCUACUGCUAUGUCAGUCCCAUCUUUUCUCGACAUAAUUGGCAGCUUCCACUGCACAGUUUACCCAUCAAAGAAGCCACCCGUCGGGUGCAGAUAUUUGCAUGGGCAUUGCUUAAAGGGGAUGUCUUGCCAUGUCUAAGGGUGGUUCAAAAGUUCCUGGCUCUGUCACCAUCUGUUGUCCUGGGGCCUGCCAGCCAAAGAAGAGUUGGAGAUCUUCUUAGCAGGAUGAGUAAAAAGACAAUAUAUAGCCGGGCAGCAUUAAGAGAUGCAUGGAAUACUGACCCAGAUUAUCUUUAUCCCGAGAUUCAGGCGUGGAUCCAGGAUAAAUAUCAGAGCCAGCUUGGAGCAAUAUGGGAACAAAUGCACCAAGAAGUUCGCCUUGAGGGGCGCGAACUUUUCCCGAAGAGGUUCAAGAAAGUUAAAGGGUAAUCAAUUAGAACAGAUUGUGUUGUAAUUGCUUGACUGAUGGAAGCUGAUUUGUGGUGGGAGCUUUCAUGAGAUGGAUGAUGCUCUGACAACCGGAAACAUCAGGACUACAGGUGGACAGAAGAAGAUUUUCACAAAGUCUUCCCUUUCCUUACAAUUGCGAGAACUUCUCUGCAUACACCUAUACCUGUCUGUGCUCAACUGAAUCGCAAACACAAACAGGAGCAGUGACUGGCCAAGGACAGGGGAUUGAUUGCUUUAGGAUGUUUUGUUUUUUAUUUAACAUAUUCAGCCUAUAUAAGCAGAAAGAAAGUUUUCAUGUCUAGUGCGUGAUUUAUAGAUAGUGAAUGGUUGGAGCUUCCGCGAAGCAUCUGAUCCCUCUGUUAACGACCGUUUCCUGUGAUGAUGCACUUGAUCCAAGCCUUUUAAGGUGUCAUCUAUUCUUGUA
Molecule: messenger RNA, 4642 nt
Organism: Triticum urartu
Lineage: Eukaryota; Viridiplantae; Streptophyta; Magnoliopsida; Poales; Poaceae
Product: ATP-dependent RNA helicase DEAH13
Biological process (GO): maturation of SSU-rRNA from tricistronic rRNA transcript (SSU-rRNA, 5.8S rRNA, LSU-rRNA)
Cellular component (GO): nucleolus; intracellular anatomical structure
Molecular function (GO): RNA binding; helicase activity; ATP binding
Source: RefSeq, a predicted model, not a curated record